Molecule: messenger RNA, 705 nt
Organism: Penicillium odoratum
Lineage: Eukaryota; Fungi; Ascomycota; Eurotiomycetes; Eurotiales; Aspergillaceae
Product: putative haloacid dehalogenase-like hydrolase
Exons: 5
Coding region: 1-705 (234 amino acids)
Source: RefSeq, a predicted model, not a curated record
AUGGCUGGCCGUGCAGUAGAUUGUCAGCAUGUGCGCCCACGGAGGUUCGCACCACUCGAUUCCACCAAAGCAUCGGAUGCUCCGCGGCUAAAGGGAAUCGUGUUCGAUGUCGAUGGAACCUUAUGUCUUCCACAGCACCACAUGUUCACUGAAAUGAGAGAUGCGCUCGGAAUAGACAAAUCAAUCGAUAUUCUCCACCAUAUCCAAGCUCUCCCCACUGCAGAAGAUCGCGCCGCAGCCGUCACGAAGAUCCAAGACGUCGAGCGGCGUGCCAUGAUCGACCAGAUCCCGCAGCCAGGUCUGGUAGGAUUAAUGGAAUACCUGCAAUCCCGCGGCUUGAGACGGGCACUUUGUACACGGAACUUCGAAUCCCCUGUCCGGUACCUUCUCAACAAUCACCUACCAGAGCAUAUUUUCCUGCCCAUCAUCACGCGCGACACGCCGAAUGUAAUCCCGAAACCAGACCCAGCUGGUAUCCUGCAUAUUGCACAGGAAUGGGGCUUGACUAAUCGGGCGGAGAAUUUGAUUAUGGUUGGUGACAGUAUCGACGAUAUGACGGCCGGGCAUAAGGCUGGUGCGGCAACGGUGCUGCUUUUGAAUGAGAAGAAUGUUCAUUUGCGGGAACAUGCUCAUACUGAUAUGUGUAUUGAUCGGUUAGAUGAGUUGAUUGAGAUUCUUGAGCAGGGGUUUGUUGGGCAGCGGUAA